UGUCGGUAUUUGUCGAUGAAGUAAUCUCGGCGUGUUGUUGACAGAUAAACAAGAGCCAAAAGAGGGGCUUUUUCACUUAUUUUCCCGUGAAAAUUCAGGGAAAUGUUGCCGAAUCCUGCAGCGGUAAAGCCAAAGGAAGGCGCGUCAAAAAAUGCCUUCUUUGAACAUGACGAAUUGGAGUCAAUGGCGAAGCAUUUCAUCGGCAGCAUGCAAAGGUACCGGGAGAAUAUUGUGAUUCCCAAAAACUUGGGCCCCGUGAAGAUUCUCACCAAUGAGGAGAAAAUGAUACAGAAUGGCAUGGAUAGUUGUACAUUCAAGUCUAUCAUGGCGUGUGUGAUGGGAUACGGUUUGGGAGCCGCUAUUGGUCUCUUCAGUUCCUCUGUCAAUCCAAAUAUCGCCACUCCGGGCGUGGAAAAGCAGCAAACAGCGAGGGAGAUUUUCCGGGAGAUGAGAACAACAACUCAUGGAUAUGCUAAGAACUUUGCCCUCAUCGGAGCUGUGUUCUCGGCUGUGGAGUGCUCAAUUGAGUCCAGUCGAGGGAAAUCCGAUUGGCGCAAUGGCACCUAUGCGGGUGCGAUAACAGGUGGCCUAAUCGGAGUGAGAGCGGGCAUCAAAGCGGGAAUCAUCGGAGCUGCUGGCUUUGCUGCCUUCUCCACAGCCAUUGAUUACUACAUGAGACAUCGAUAGGGAGAGAGAAUUGCUAGAUGUAUAACUGAAAUUUAGAUUAGAGCUGUUAGAAGAAAACAUGAUUCCAAGAGAUACACUUUCCCAGACUCUCAGGAUAAUCAGCGAAAGAGAGCGAGAGCGAAGUGGCAAAAGAGGAAGGCCACAGAGAGAGAGAGAGAGAGCAGUGUGAAUUGUCCCAGUGUUCAACAGUCAGGCGCAAUAUUGAUUUCCUAGAG
Molecule: messenger RNA, 902 nt
Organism: Phlebotomus argentipes
Lineage: Eukaryota; Metazoa; Arthropoda; Insecta; Diptera; Psychodidae
Product: mitochondrial import inner membrane translocase subunit Tim22
Exons: 4
Coding region: 103-687 (194 amino acids)
Biological process (GO): protein insertion into mitochondrial inner membrane
Cellular component (GO): TIM22 mitochondrial import inner membrane insertion complex
Molecular function (GO): transmembrane protein transporter activity
Source: RefSeq, a predicted model, not a curated record